AUGCCCCCUAGUCCAUGUACCUGCACAACAGAUGUCGCUGAUUUUAUAGAUUGCCCACAAGACUGGUUUGACCACAAUGACCGCUGUUAUCAUUUCGCCUUCAAUCCUCGCAAAACAUAUGUUGAGGCAAAAGAACUAUGUGAGGAAUAUGGGGCUGCAUUGCUGAGUGUGGAGACCGUGGCUGAGGAUGUCUUCAUCAAGAACUGGCUUAGUCAGAGAGAUCAGGCUAGGAAUCUGUGGUUUACAAGUGGUGUAUAUGUAGGAGAUGGGGUGUUUGUCUGGCAGAGUACUGGAGCCCUGAUUGAUCAUCUGAACUUCUGGAGUAGUCUGAAUGACAUGCUGAAAACAGGCUCCAACAUUGUCUACGGAUUCUCAGGAAGCAGACAAAGCUAUGGGUGGAUGAGAACAGAUGGCAGCAAUUACCUGAGCUAUAUUUGUGAGAUUUCAAGCAAAGAAGUGUACCAUAUCAUACAGGAGGACAGAGACUUCUGUACGUAUAUCAAUACACAGAGAUACUUGGGAAGACUAGACUUGUGUUCCUGGAGUGUGGGAGCCAAGGGGCUUCCCCAGCCAACCUAUGUAUGGACCAGGAAUUCCUCACAAGACAUAAUUACUGCCAACACUGACACCCGGUACACACUGACCAAUGGCCGUCUGUCAAUCCAGGACCCCACAGAGGGAAAAGAUGCUGGACGAUAUCAAUGUGAAGCUGAAAAUAGAUUUGGAAAAAUAAUCUCUGCUCCGGUCUUCCUGUCAUGGGCAUUCUUAGGAAGCUUCACCAAUGUCGACAGAGCCCCGACUCGCCCUGAUGAGUUUAGUGGUGCCAUAUUGGAAUGUCCAACAAUACAGAGUCGCUCUAAAGUGGGUAUUACGUAUCAGUGGAAGAGAGGUUUUGAAUUCAUUAUCACAGACCUGAACCCGUACAUAUUCAUAUCCCAGGAUGGGAAAUUGUAUUUCUCUGAGGUUACUCGCAGUGAUAAUGGUGACUGUUAUUGUAUCGCUACCCUCAGUAGUCCCAGUGGCUCACGAAACUACGUAGGUUCGGCACAGGUUCCUAGUCGCAUCAGCAGGGAGAUCAGUCUCGAUGUCAUACCUCAACCUAGCAGUGAGUCAGCAGUACAGCUACAGGACAGUUUUAUUCAGGUGUUCCCAAGGAUACCAAGAGCAGGACAGACACUCUCUCUGGAGUGUUUCGCGUACGGCUCUGGGACCCUUGAGUACACCUGGACUACACCUGGAAGACAAGAUGACCGCUUUUCUCUAUCGGACAGUAAUCGUGUCCUCACCAUCGCUGACUCCAGACUGACAGACUCUGGAACCUACAGUUGUACUGUAAGGAGCAGGAAAACGGACACAUUCGGCACAAGGACGUUUACACUCUCUAUAGAAGCUAAACCGUUCUUUACUCUCCCUCUAAAAAGUCAGCAUGUGGAUAUUGGUAAACAGCUGACAUGGCGCUGUGAGACUCGGUCAAGUCCUCCAGCUGUUUACACAUGGUACAAGAAUGGUCAGCCUCUUCUUAACACUUCUGAUUUCAUCGUCAUUCGCAACACCCUAGUUAUACCAACUCUGGAAAAGAAGCACAGUGGCAUGUAUCAGUGUGGGGCUAACAACAUCCACGGUACCACCAUGAGCUCUGCACAACUUCGGGUCCUUGAGUUCCCUCCAACCUUCAACAAGUCGCCCCUUCCCUCCACGAUGAUGGCAUCCAAGUCUGGAAAUGUGACAAUUCCCUGUAAACCAGAAGCAGCACCCUACCCGAAAUUUGUGUGGUUAUAUCGGGGCAAUGAAAUGAGUCUAUCUGAAGGAGAUACAACCUCGAGGAUUCGCAUGCUGGCCAACGGGAAUUUGUAUCUCACCCAACUGGUUGAUACAGAUGAAGGAGUGUACACUUGUAAGGUGGAGAAUGCAUUAGGUUCUGCCAUGAGUACCGCCUACCUAGAAAUACUUACCAGGACAUCCAUUAGUGUACCUCCAGUAAAUAGAGAGGUGAUCGUCAACAACACAGCAUUUAUACCCUGUCAGGCAUCAUUUGACCCGACCCUUGACCUCAUCUAUACCUGGCAACUCAACGGACAUGAUAUUGAUAUCCAACGUGACAACACCUAUCAGCUGGGUAGUAAUGGAAAAGGAGGUCUGUACAUCCGUAGUGCCCAGUUUCGUCACCAGGGGGAGUACACAUGCAUAGCUAAGACUACUGUGGACCAAGAUUUUGCCUCCAACAAAUUAACAGUACUCGGUCCACCAGGAGAACCAGCAGGAGUGUACAAUGAUAUAGCGAGUCCCCCGCCCAACCCUCGCACGGUCAGGAUCAAAUGGUCCGAUGGGAAGACCAAUGGCGGCCCCAUCACCUUCUACAUGAUUGAGUCCCAGACUAAUUACUCAUCUAAGUGGCACCUACAGACCAUGAAUGUGUCCCAGCCCAGUGCCGUAGUAGUUGGAAACUCCAACAAGCGAUCUGCUCUGGUGUAUAACCUCAAACCAGGUGUGGCCUACAGGUUUAGGGUCCUUGCUGUCAACCAGUAUGGCUUUGGUACUCCUAGUCUGCCUACAGAUUAUAAGACAGUACCUGGAGCUCCCCCUGAGGUACCCCCAGAGAAGGUUGGAGGUGGUGGGGGUAAAGUGGGAGAGCUUAGAAUUACCUGGAAGCCCCUGUCUCCUGAGGACCAGUACGGCUGGGGGAUAGGAUACCUGGUGGAGUGGAAACUACGACAAAUAGAUAUUGGUACCUCACGCUCUGUAUGGGCUCAGGCACAUGUUUAUGGCAACAAAAGUGAAUACUCGACCUCAGUUGGAGCAGAUUUAAACUACGUAGAGUAUGAAGUACGUGUGACACCAUUCAACAUGUUUGGGGAUGGAAAAGCCUCACUCACCUCAUUUGUCUACUCGGCUGAGGGAUUACCAGUCAGCGCCCCCACAAAGGUGUUUGCCAACAGUUACAAUAGUACAGCUAUCAGUGUCCACUGGACGCCAGUCAAAAACACCAUCCAGAGCAUGAAAGGCCGUCUCCGUGGUUACAAGGUAAACUACUGGCUAAGAGAAGGGGGAGACGAGAUGCAUGCUAUACAGGCCAUUUUCUAUGGAGACAUUGACCACGCUGUCAUCAUUGGUCUCCUGCCAGACACCUGGUACUAUUUCAACGUACAGGUGUUUAACACUGCAGGCAAUGGUCAGAAGAGUGAGAAGUACCCACAGGAGACUGACAGAUACCGCCCCAUGCUGUACCCAACAGAGGUCCAUGUCCACUCCCACGGGACAGAGUCGGCUAAGGUGACCUUCAGAGGGAUAUCUACCCAGGUGGAGGAGGAACCCCUAAGGGGCUACAAGAUAAAGUAUUGGGAAUCGUCGGAGAACAUUCGUCAGGCUAAAACUUUGGAUGUUGAAAAGGCCAAUGUAGGUAUCAUUUAUGGCCUAAGGAAAGGAAUCGUCUACAAACUCAGGGUGUUGGGGUACAGUCAAGGUGGUGAUGGGAAAAUGUCUUCACCAGCUACACUUUUCACAAUGGCCGGUGGCAGUAUACCUUAUGACCCGACAUCCACGGACAUCAUGGCCGCUGCCUCCAGCAUCUCUGUUUCUAUGACGAUCACUGUGAUUUGUACCAUAGCAUCUUUAUUAAUCUUCUUCAACUGAGUAUCACUGCUACUUAUUAGUAAUCUUUAUCACCAUUUAUAGUAUCAGUGUUACUAAUUAGUAAUCUUUAUCACCAUAGUAUCAGUGUUACUAAUUAGUAAUCUUUAUCACCAUAGUAUCAGUGUUACUAGUUAGUGAUCUUCAUUACCUGAGUAUCAGUGUUACUAAUUAGUGAUCUUCUUUACCUGGAGUAUAAUGAGUAUUGCUAGUUAUCAUUUGAGUACCUGUGUGUAUCGCUAGUGUUCUUAGUCAUUUGAGUAAUUGUUUUACCACAAGUGUUCUUUGUCAUUUGAGUAAUUGUUUUACCCCAAGUGUUCUUUGUCAUUUGAGUAAUUGUUUUACCACAAGUGUUCUUUGUCAUUUGAGUACCUGUGUGUACCACUAGUGUUCUUUGUCAUUUGAGUAAUUGUUUUACCACAAGUGUUCUUUGUCAUUUGAGUACCUGUGUGUACCACAAGUGUUCUUUGUCAUUUGAGUAAUUGUUUUACCACAAGUGUUCUUUGUCAUUUGAGUACCUGUGUGUACCACUAGUGUUCUUUGUCAUUUGAGUAAUUGUUUUACCACAAGUGUUCUUUGUCAUUUGAGUACCUGUGCGUACCACAAGUGUUCUUUGUCAUUUGAGUAAUUGUUUUACCACAAGUGUUCUUUGUCAUUUGAGUAAUUGUUUUACCCCAAGUGUUCUUUGUCAUUUGAGUAAUUGUUUUACCACAAGUGUUCUUAGUCAUUUGAGUACCUGUGUGUACCACAAGUGUUCUUUGUCAUUUGAGUAAUUGUUUUACCACAAGUGUUCUUUGUCAUUUGAGUACCUGUGUGUACCACUAGUGUUCUUUGUCAUUUGAGUAAUUGUUUUACCACAAGUGUUCUUUGUCAUUUGAGUACCUGUGUGUACCACUAGUGUUCUUUGUCAUUUGAGUAAUUGUUUUACCACAAGUGUUCUUUGUCAUUUGAGUACCUGUGUGUACCACUAGUGUUCUUUGUCAUUUGAGUAAUUGUUUUACCACAAGUGUUCUUUGUCAUUUGAGUACCUGUGUGUACCACUAGUGUUCUUUGUCAUUUGAGUAAUUGUUUUACCACAAGUGUUCUUUGUCAUUUGAGUACCUGUGUGUACCACUAGUGUUCUUUGUCAUUUGAGUAAUUGUUUUACCACAAGUGUUCUUUGUCAUUUGAGUACCUGUGUGUACCACUAGUGUUCUUUGUCAUUUGAGUAAUUGUUUUACCCCAAGUGUUCUUUGUCAUUUGAGUACCUGUGUGUACCACAAGUGUUCUUUGUCAUUUGAGUACCUGUGUGUACCACAAGUGUUCUUUGUCAUUUGAGUACCUGUGUGUACCAUUAUAUAUAGUGUUCUUUGCAAUUUGAGUACCUGUUUGUACCGCUAGUGUUCUGUGUUUGUCAUUAAGUAUUAAUACUCACCACCCCAUAAGUAUUGGUGCUAGUCAUAUUUUAAGUACUGUUGAGGUACCUUUUGUCUUAGAUGUCCUCAUGAUGUUAUUGUUGACACAGAUUAUUGUUGUAAGAAUACAAGGAUCAAUAUGUAACAGGAGUAGGGUAAGAGGUAGUGGGGCUUGUCUUUGUGAUAUGUCAUAAAGCUGACAGUAAUCCAGUACAUCAGAAAUUUAAGAUUCAUUUAAAAUCUGAAAUACUAGUCUGUGAUGUAAAAUAUUCUUUGACAGGUACAACUACUUAAACAUAAUAUACCAUGUCUGUUUAACUUAACUUUUGUUAUUCAUGGAGAUGGCAUUCUAGUCCCAUAUUAUUUAAGUCACUUGGUCUUCGUGUUGAAAGGAAUUGUUUGCCUGUUAUUAGAUGUAGUUUUACACUGUCCAUCAUUUUGUCUGUCCGUCCGUCCACACUUUAUAUUGUACUGGCUCUAGUUCCUACACCACUUGUCACUUGAGCAUCAUACAUAAGGGAUGGGUUCUCCUAGGUAAGACAGUUUAUUAUGUAUCGAAAGUUGGUCACUCCUACCUACAUGUACUUCAGAGAAAAAGUUUGUCCAGGCUGUAACUCCUUCACUACUUGUCAUUGGAACUUCAUACUUGGUUGGACAUGGGCCACCUAGUGUAUCAAAUGUAGGUUACGCUGACCUACAUUUUGACCUUUGACAUACUUCAGAGAAAAGUUAUCCAGGUGUGAUCUCUGCACAACUUACCACUGGAACUUCUUACAUGGGGCUUGGGAUCAUCUUAGUUUGGACAUGGGUUCACUUACAGUGUACUUCUCACAAUAUAUAGCCUACUAAAUUAGUGGUAUUCCUAAAUUAGUUCACAUUUAUACCAACAAAUGCAAUCUUUGAAUUAUUGAAUAUGGUGGUUUGAUCUGUCAGACAUUCUCAUUGUGUAGAUUAUUAAGUUCCUACACAAACUCGUCAUUUGUGUAAUAUUGGCGUAUAAUUUCACCUCCAGUGGAGGACUGGUAAAUCUUGUUUUUCUAGAUCUGUUUUUGCUAAGAUUUGAGCUAUACAUCCUUUUUGUUUGAACUUUUUCAAAGAAAAAAUUUAAACGGAAAAAAGGAGAUUUACAGAUGAUCUAUUACUUUUUACAUGUAGUACAAUUCCGCUUUUUGAUUAAUAUUUCCUAGUCACUGUACUUGUAUACAAUUAUUUGUAAUCAUUCAUAUCUUCAUUUAAUGACAAUGUCAAUGGUCCGUAGCUUCAUUGUAUGAUAUUAACAUCCAUGAAUGCCAUAACUUAUAUCAAAUGGAAGUGAUACAUACUUACACAUUCUAAGCUGAUAUGAAUUAUGUUAUAUUUUGCUUUGAUUAUAUAAUUUAAUAAGAUUUAUUCCUAUUUGAUAUUAUUACUGUACCUUUUUUUUGCAUUUAAGUUUUUUUUGCAUUUGUAUAUACAUGUAGCUGGUUUAAGCUUUUAUUUCAAAUAGUAUAGACUUAUGUAUUUAUUAGUCUGAAAAGCAAACUUUUAUUUUGCUUGUGUUCUUGCAUUUUAUAUACAAAGUUGUGAAUGUGUUGAUCAAUUAUGCGAUUCAAAGUGAUUUACAACAAAACUGAUCCAGCAGAAUGAACAAUGUAUCAGAUAGCAAUUUUCAAUCGGGUUUAAAGAAUGUUAAACUGUUCUGUACAGCGAGUCGCAGUUAAACUGUUCUGUACAGCGAGUCGCAGUUAAACUGUUCUGUACAGCGAGUCGCAGUUAAACUGUUCUGUACAGUGAGUCGCAGUAAGAUUCAAAUAUCAGCUCUGGUCUGAUGUAUUUUUCCUCUUUGAUCUUAUUCAGUGUUGACCAUUUUAAAUGUUUAUAAUUGUCAAAUUUCCACUCUUAAGUUUACAAAAUACUAGUCAUGGUUGACCAAACUCUUGACCUGGCAUUUAGAAUUUAGUAAUUAUGUCCAUGAUUCCUUUCAAUCCAUUGUACUUACUUACUUGUUUCUGCCAAGUCCUUUUUGUGUCGCCUUGAAAAGGUGACAUAUAGGUAUUACUAUGUCGGCGUCGGCAUCGGCGGCACAAUGAUUUCCGUCCAAUAACUUGAGUUCCCUUUGGCCAAUCAAACUCAAACUUCAUACAGUGCUUCCUUACCAAAAGUGCUUGCUUGAGAUUGCUUUUCAGGUUCAAAGGUCA
Messenger RNA from Pecten maximus, 7198 nucleotides. RefSeq names its product contactin-like. Gene Ontology annotation, molecular function: protein binding. Gene Ontology annotation, biological process: cell-cell adhesion. NCBI's taxonomy places the organism in Eukaryota, Metazoa, Mollusca, Bivalvia, Pectinida, Pectinidae. The record is from RefSeq and is a predicted model, not a curated record. The transcript is spliced from 24 exons. Bases 1 to 3630 code for a protein of 1209 amino acids.